AUGGCAACCCCAAGCUCAGCAAGUGGCAGCGUCGCCAAGAAGGUUUUCCAAAAGGUUGACCUUGACGGGAACAACCUACCUCCCUCGCCGGCUCCCUCGAGCCCCGCCAAUGGCCGGCGCCGCUACGCCCUCGCCACGGAGCUCGUCUACACCGACAACAAGGACCAGUAUGGCGCCUCCAGCUUCCCUAUCUACCGCUCCGCCACCUUCAAGCAGUCCGGCGCGAACCCCAACGGCGAGUAUGACUACACUCGCUCCGGAAACCCCACCCGCACACACCUCGAGCGCCACCUGGCCAAGAUCAUGAAUGCCACUCGAGCCCUGGCCGUUGGCUCUGGCAUGGGCGCCCUGGAUGUCAUCACACGUCUUUUGAGACCCGGCGACGAGGUCAUCACUGGCGACGACCUGUACGGUGGUACCAACCGCCUGCUUACCUACCUGUCCUCCAACAUGGGCAUUGUCGUCCACCACGUCGACACCACAAAUGUCGAUAGGGUCAAGGAGGUCCUCUCCAACAAGACCAUGGUGCUGCUCGAGACCCCGACAAACCCCCUCAUUAAGAUUGUCGACAUACCGACCAUCUCCAAGAUGACCCACGACCUCAACGGCAAGGCCCUGGUCGUCGCCGACAACACCAUGUUGUCCCCAAUGCUUUGCAACCCCUUGGAACUGGGCGUCGAUGUCGUCUACGAGUCCGGAACAAAAUACCUCUCGGGUCACCACGACAUCAUGGCUGGCGUGAUCGCCUGCAAUGACGCAUCUCUGGGCGACAAGAUGUACUUUAUGAUCAACUCGACCGGCUGUGGCCUGUCCCCCGACGAUUCGUCACUGCUGAUGAGAGGCAUCAAGACCCUGGCCAUUCGCAUGGAGAAGCAGCAGUCCAACGCACAGGCCAUAGCCGAAUUCCUCGAGUCACAUGGCUUCAAAGUCAGGUACCCAGGCCUCAAGUCCCACCCGCAGUACGACCUCCACUGGACCAUGUCCCGCGGAGCAGGUGCCGUUCUGUCCUUCGAGACUGGCGAUGUGACGAUCUCGGAGAGGAUUGUCGAGGCCGCCCGGCUUUGGGGAAUCAGUGUCAGCUUCGGUUGCGUCAACAGUCUGAUCAGCAUGCCCUGCCGGAUGAGCCAUGCCAGCAUCGACCCCAAGACCCGGGCAGAGAGACAGAUGCCCGAGGACAUAAUUCGAUUGUGCGUCGGUAUCGAGGACGUCAACGACCUGAUCGACGAUCUCUCGCGCGCGGUAAGGCCUCCAGAAUAUACCCAGCUUGAAGUCGAGUGCAUGUUCUAA
Molecule: messenger RNA, 1287 nt
Organism: Diaporthe citri
Lineage: Eukaryota; Fungi; Ascomycota; Sordariomycetes; Diaporthales; Diaporthaceae
Exons: 1
Coding region: 1-1287 (428 amino acids)
Biological process (GO): transsulfuration; 'de novo' L-methionine biosynthetic process
Cellular component (GO): cytoplasm
Molecular function (GO): pyridoxal phosphate binding
Source: RefSeq, a predicted model, not a curated record